Messenger RNA from Lasiosphaeria miniovina, 1292 nucleotides. RefSeq lists its product as uncharacterized. The record is from RefSeq and is a predicted model, not a curated record. Lineage: Eukaryota; Fungi; Ascomycota; Sordariomycetes; Sordariales; Lasiosphaeriaceae. The transcript has a single exon. Bases 81 to 1061 code for a protein of 326 amino acids.
CAGUUCAACUCACCCUGCUGGAACCAUUGCUUGCGCUGCGUGGUGUCUGGGAGACGACGGGGCCCCUUUUGGCCGGGUCGAUGAAGCUGCGCGGCAUUGAGCUUGCGUCUAAGCUGGUUGGCUGGCUGAGGUCGAGGGAAGCAGAGCCUAUGGAGGAGCUCGAGAAAAUGGACGGAGGUGAGGUGGAGGAGACGGAGGAUGCAUUGGAUAUGUUUAGACUGGUUAGAGAGGCCAAUUUGUCGGCUGUAGGACUCGGCAGGCUGGGGUCGGGAGGAGGAGAAGGCGAAGACGGAGGCAAAGGAGGCGCGGCGGCCAGGUGCAUAUGUUGGUGUGCCAUGUCCCUCUUGGAGAGCUCGGCGGCGCGGACCCUCUGGGUUUCUGCUGCCUCAAGCCGUGCCACGAGGGUGGGCAGGUGCGCAGCCUUCCGUACGUCGUUGCGCCGCACUUCGGCGUCGUCCUUAGCUAGCGACUGCGUGCGGUGCCUGAGACGGCGGUUGUUAUCUGAGAGACGAGCUGGCCUACGCUCACGCUCACGCUUACACUCACACUCACAAUCACACUCACACUCACACGCACACUCCCGGUCCCGAGUGCUUCCUUCGGGGUCAACGAGAACGACAAGCUGCUCGGGGGCGGCGUGGACGGCGGCGAUGUCUUUGCCAAUGCCAACAUUUGAGGUCGAGGUCGGGCUCGAGGAUGAGGGCGGAGAGAGCUUGUUGCGCAGGAUGCCCUCAAGCCGCAAGCCGGCCGGCCGCCCCGCCGACUUUUGCUUCAGCGUGCUCACGUCGUCAUCGGUGCUGCGAGCCGACCGAGUGUUUCCGUCUUUCUGCGAGAGCGGCAGUGGGAUUGGACUAAGUGGUGCCCGCCUAUGCGGGGACCCGGGCUGGCCAAUCCAAACUUUAUUAAUUGCAUCUUCGUCGCCGACGGAUAUCGACGUAUUCCAUGCUCGCUUUCUCUUGCUGCCGCCGCUGCUGCUGUUGGUGGCGUCACUAGCGCUGAAGUCCAAAUCCAGUUCCGAGUUCAGAUCCGGGCCACCCAAGUCUAGCACUUUGAGUUGUUGAAAAGCUGCACAAAAGCGCCCUGCAGCCCUGGUUCCUGCAGGAGCAGGACAUCGUCGCCGACUGCUGCUGCUGCUGCUGCUGCUGCUACCUGAGAGGUCGGGCCAGCUUUCCGGGGCUGGGCGCCCUGGGGUCCUCAGGGCGGUUCUAGUGCAGCUUCUAUGGAUAGAUCUUCUUGGCUGCCGAGAGCCACAUUUCAAACACUGACGCACAGGAGGGCGAAGGUGUGCCUAG